GGGGCAUGGAUCUCAGAAGAGCGGAGCUAGGGGUGGCACUGAGGACAGGUGCGAGAGAAAGGAGACCCAGGAGUCCAAUCUCUUCUAGUGACUCGAUUUGAGUGCAGAUCAAGGGCAUAGUAAGGAGAUUUCGGCGGUUUAAAAUCUCACAGUGGAAGGGAUUAAUGCAAGGAGGGCGGGCAGGUGCAGUGGGUGGAGCCUUCCUGAUCCCAGGACCGAAGGAUGGCGGCCCUUGUCCGCCUGCUGGAACGUCUCCUCUGGCCAGCUUGCAAGAAAGAGGAGGCGAAGGAGGAGGAGAAGGAGGGGCGCAGGGCUCCCGACAGACCUCGGUUCCUCCUGGACGCGCCGCGAUGCACUCAGCGGCCGCACGGCGGUGCGGCAGCAUCUUGGGACCUGCGCUUCGGGGCGAGCGCAGCGCAGGGCUGGCGCGCGCACAUGGAGGACGCGCAUUGCGCUUGGCUUGCGUUACCCGGGCUGCCCACGGGCUGGGCUUUCUUUGCUGUCCUCGACGGCCACGGCGGGGCGCGAGCAGCCCUCUUUGGCGCGCGCCACCUGCCGGGCCACGUGCUCGAAGCGUUGGGCCCGGCGCCUGGCGAGCCCGAGGGCGUGUGCCAGGCGCUUCGCCGCGCCUUCUUGAGCGCAGACACACGCCUGCGCUCGCUCUGGCCCCGUGGCGAGCCGGGCGGCUCCACCGCGGUGGCAUUGCUCGUCUCCCCGCGCUUUCUGUACCUGGCACACUGCGGUGACUCUCGCGCGGUGCUGAGCCGCGCAGGAGCUGUGGCCUUCAGCACGGAGGACCAUCGACCCCUCCGGCCCCGGGAACGCGAGCGUAUCCAUGACGCGGGCGGCACCAUCUGCCGCCGGCGCCUCGAGGGCUCGCUGGCAGUGUCGCGAGCGCUGGGCGACUUUGCCUACAAAGAGGCUCCAGGAAGGCCCCCUGAGCUGCAGCUUGUUUCCGCGGAGCCUGAGGUGACCGCCCUGGCACGGCGGGCCGAGGACGAGUUCAUGCUCCUGGCCUCCGAUGGUGUGUGGGAUGCGAUGUCUGGUGCUGCCCUGGCAGGACUGGUGGCAUCACGCCUCUGCUUGGGCCUGGCCCCAGAGCUUCUCUGCGCGCAGCUGUUGGACACGUGCCUGUGCAAGGGCAGCCUGGACAACAUGACCUGCAUCCUGGUCUGCUUCCCGGGGGCCCCCAGGCCUUGUGAGGAGGCGAUCAGGAAGGAGCUAGCGCUGGAUGCAGCCCUGGGCCGCAGGGUCGCUGAGCUGUGUUUCUCUGCCCAGGAGCCUCCCACCCUGAACAAGGUUUUCAAGACUCUGGCCUCUGAGGACAUCCCAGAUUUACCUCCUGGGGGAGGGCUCUAUUGCAAGGCCACUGUCAUCGCUGAAGCUUAUUCUCAGCUCUUCCAGGCCUCAGGGGAGCACUUGGAGAAAGUGCGGAAUGGGGCUGGGAAGGCCACUGGCACCCAUUCAAGCUCUGCCUUGGACUUCCAGGCCUGACAGCUGUCAUUCUUUGAGGCCCCUCUGUUGUCCUUUGGGGCCCCAAGGGAACUUAGAAACCUCUUCUUACCCAGCUACGCAGAUCAGCGGAAGGAAGACGAGCGGAGAGAGGAACCCCAGAAUGUUAUUUCCCCUUCUCCUACUUCCCUCUCACAAAAUGUCUUAUGAGGGGGAAAUUCCACUCACCAUCUAGAUGGCCAAAAAAAAAAAUCCCAAACAAAAUGUUUGUGAACUAUUCAGAGCUGAACAGAUUCUGAGAGAUCACCAAGUUUAAUAAUGUUCUCUUCCUUUCCCACUUUUCAUUUGUUU
Messenger RNA from Molossus molossus (Pallas's mastiff bat), 1803 nucleotides. RefSeq names its product protein phosphatase, Mg2+/Mn2+ dependent 1N (putative) (gene PPM1N). Gene Ontology annotation, biological process: protein dephosphorylation. Lineage: Eukaryota; Metazoa; Chordata; Mammalia; Chiroptera; Molossidae. The transcript has 6 exons. Bases 223 to 1494 code for a protein of 423 amino acids. The record is from RefSeq and is a predicted model, not a curated record. Gene Ontology annotation, molecular function: protein serine/threonine phosphatase activity; magnesium ion binding; manganese ion binding.